AUGCUCGCGCUCUCAACGGCGCGCCGCCUUGCGACUCGCCGGCCCGCGCUGCGCCGUCUGACCGCGCGCCCCACACGCCGCAGUGCGCCAGCGCCGCUGCUGCAUCGCGCGUUCGCCCACGUGACGUUCACGUUCGUCGACGGCGAAGGCGCGCGCACGACUGUGACGGCGCCGGAGGGCCAGUCGCUACUGGACGUGGCCCACGCGCACGACGUGGAGCUCGAGGGCGCGUGCGGCGGCGAACUCGCGUGCUCGACGUGCCAUGUGGUGCUGGAGAAGCGCAUCUUUGACGAGCUGCCGGCCAUGAGCGAAGAGGAGGAGGACAUGUUGGACCUGGCGUGGGGCCUCACGGACACGUCGCGGCUGGGCUGCCAGGUCGUGGUGGCCCGGGCCAUGGAGGGCAUGACGGUGCAGGUCCCGGACGAGACGGACAACCUCAUGUAG
Molecule: messenger RNA, 444 nt
Organism: Hyaloperonospora brassicae
Lineage: Eukaryota; Oomycota; Peronosporomycetes; Peronosporales; Peronosporaceae
Source: the annotation of a GenBank genome assembly